Moneuplotes crassus is the source of this 1469-nucleotide messenger RNA. The record is from the annotation of a GenBank genome assembly. Lineage: Eukaryota; Ciliophora; Spirotrichea; Euplotida; Euplotidae.
AAAUGCUUAAGAUCUUCAUCAUAUUACUGAUCAGCUUAGGAGUCAAGAUUGGGUUUUACUCAAUAGACUUUUUCCAGCCUGUUUCAAAAUUCCCUUUCUUUAGCAAUGUGCACACCGACUUUGAAGAAAUCUUGGAAGGAAUUAGCUGGAAAAAGAUUGUCAAAACUCAACGAAAACAACUCUCUGCCCUUAUAUCCGAGAUUCCAGAGAACAGUUCAAUGGAGGUUGAUCAAGAAGACAGAAGAAUUUUAGAAGAGAAGCUCAAGUUUAACCCUAAACAUUAUGCAAACGAUUAUAACCUUCAACACCAUCCUAUUAUUAUCGAACUGCUAUCUUCUGUAUACGAAGCGGGAGGAAAAGAUGCUGUUUUUGCACUCUAUCUUUUAUUGGAUCUGCUGACAUGCUUCUUCUUGUACCAUUCUUACAAAUUAACAAAGCAAGACCCCCCUUCAGCUACUAGUUUUAUGCUGGUUUGACUGAAUCCUCUAUCCAUUGCUGCUGUGUGACUCUGAAAUACAUAUUUGUUCAUGUAUUUCUUUUUCUCAUUCAUAUUGGCUGAUACUAUGUCUAAGAAGAGAAGUUCGACAGUGCUUGCAGUCUUUGGAGGCCUUCUCAUAGCUCUAGAUCCUCACUAUCUUGUACUAAUCCUUCUGAUAAUUUUGUAUCGAUAUACUACAGUGAAGGAAAGACUCUUUGCCGCUUUAAAAGUCAUCACAAUUGCAGCAAUGGGCAUUUCAUAUGUGUACUUUGCAUCUGGAAUGGAAGCUUUCAAGUCUGUUUAUGUAAAUCUCCUGUUUAUUACAGAUGGAAAUGAAAGUAUGAGCAUGGUGUGGUACUUUUAUAUUAUAUGAUUCAAAGACUUCCUGGCUCCUCUCAGACUCCUGGUGCUAUUGUACCCCUAUAUUCUACUUUUGCCAGCUUUCUAUAAUGUUAAAUUCUUGGAACACAGCUAUAACGAAUAUUGAUUAAUGCCUAUCGAUCCAAACAACCAGCUAAACCAAGGUUUAGAAAAUCAUAUUAAAGGGUUGAAGGAAAAACCUGAAGGCUAUAGGAAGUUUUUAACCAAGGACGAAGAAAAUCUUAAUCCUAAGAGAGUGGAAAACUAUCAUUUAUCGCUAGCGCUAAUUCUGGUAUUCAUUUACUUCACACUGACUAAAGAAUAUCUAGUUUCCUCUGAUUUCAUCAUAAUAAUCCCUUUUAUUCCACAGCAUUGGAAACUUUUGAGCCAGUCGCCAUUCUCAGUAGUGAUGCUAUUCAUCCUGACUCUAUCUUAUUUCGGACAAUUUGCAAUGUUUAUCUCUUGGCAAAUGAGAAUUAUUGCUAAUGUGAACAACUACUGGACACAAAUUUUUAUAAACUCUAUAGCCUGGGUGAUCACUGCCAAUAUAAUCACUAGUCGGGUGAAGGAUAAAGCCAAGGAGUUCAGAGUUACAACUGAUUACUUUUACAAGCACAUAAAGCAGGACUAA